Diaporthe batatas is the source of this 1239-nucleotide messenger RNA. RefSeq lists its product as uncharacterized. Gene Ontology annotation, molecular function: transmembrane transporter activity. Lineage: Eukaryota; Fungi; Ascomycota; Sordariomycetes; Diaporthales; Diaporthaceae. Bases 1 to 1239 code for a protein of 412 amino acids. The record is from RefSeq and is a predicted model, not a curated record. Gene Ontology annotation, biological process: transmembrane transport. Gene Ontology annotation, cellular component: membrane. The transcript is spliced from 4 exons.
AUGGCCUCGCAGCCAGUAGCAAUCGCCACGGUCGAGGAGGGCUUGCCUGACCAGCCUGGCUCCGAGGCAGACCAGCCUUCCGAGCCAUACACUGUCCUGACAAAGCUAGAGCAAUGCUGCAUCCUCGCCAUGAUUUCCUACGCCUCCUGGUCCGCGAACCUCAGCACCUUUAUCUUCCUCCCGGCCCUGAAGCCCUUAUCUGAGGCUUUCGAGGUUUCUGUUGACAAGAUCAACCUUAUCAUCACCGUGUAUAUGGCUGUUGGAGCCGUGGUGCCGCUCUUCGUUGGGGAUGCUGCAGAUAUCCUUGGAAGACGUGCGGCGUACGUCAUGACGCUGUCUGUACUUGCAAUAGCGAACCUUUGCCUUGCAUUAGCUGAUUCGUAUGAGUAUUUUCUGGGACUAAGAAUGCUACAGGCCGUUGGACAAUCUGGUAAGAGAACUAGAUUAGAUUCGUCCCAGGUGCCUGCCGUCUUGACAUUGACGAACCGAAAACCCCAAAGCAUUACCAUAGGACCAAGUCUUGGACCUGUGCUAGGAGGUGCCUUGACUUACGCUGCUGGGUGGACAUGGAUCUUCUGGCUUCUCACGAUUGUGACCUUCUCAGGUCUAAGUCUCAUUGUCUUGUUUCUGCCAGAGACAAAUAGGGGCAUCGUGGGAAACGGUUCAAUACCACCAGCAAAGAUUCUUCGGCUCCCGCUCCCAUUCACAGCCUUCAUGCAGCAUCAUAAGGUUGACACGAAACCAAGAGUUGGGUCUUCGCGCAUUCCUAAUCCUGUUCGGUGCGUUAAGGUCCUGUUCAGAAAGGACAAUGCAGUCGUUGUAGUAGCGUGGGGCCUGAUCCUCACAGCAAGCCUUUCAACACUCUUCAUUGAGAUAUACGGCCUAACAAAAUGGCAAGUUGGUCUCAUCUAUCUACCUUUCGCGCUCGGUGGGACUGCCUCGACGCUCUUCUCAGGAAAGCUGCUCGAUGGCUCAUACAAGAACGCCCGCACGAAGCUCGGGUUGCCGACCGAUCGUAUCAAAGGUGACGAUCUGGACAACUUCCCAAUCGAGAAAUCACGUCUGAAUGUCAUGUGGAUACCCAUGGCCCUUGUAUUUCUAUGCACGGCGGCCUACGGAUGGGUCCUACAAUACAAGCAACACAUCGCAAUAUCUAUGGUACUCCAGUUCGUGACUGGAAUGGCCCUGCAGAUCAACUUCAGUGUGAGACCCACUCCACCCCAGAUCCUGCUCAAUUAA